UGCUGGGGCAGCCGGCGUGGGCGGCGUCACUGAGCCGCGCCAGCUGAGCCAGGUGGAGCCUUACCGUCUUCUCUUGCUUUCUGCCUGUGACUAGCGCCGUUCCCCACCGCCGGUCGACCCCGCUUUCAUGUCCCUGGCGGACACAGCUCCCCGGAACCUCCACGCCCAUGGCCACUAGGCAGAGGGAGUCCUCUAUUACCUCUUGCUCUUCCGCCUCAAGCUGCGACGCGGACGACGAGGGCGUGCGCGGCACCUGCGAAGAUGCUUCCCUGUGCAAGAGGUUUGCAGUAAGCAUUGGCUACUGGCACGACCCUUACAUCCAGCACUUUGUGAGACUGUCUAAAGAGAGGAAAGCCCCCGAAAUCAACAGAGGAUAUUUUGCCCGAGUCCAUGGUGUCAGUCAGCUUAUAAAGGCGUUUCUACGGAAGACAGAAUGUCAUUGUCAAAUUAUCAACCUUGGGGCAGGCAUGGAUACCACCUUCUGGAGAUUAAAGGAUGAAGAUCUUCUCCCAAGUAAAUAUUUUGAGGUUGACUUUCCAAUGAUCGUCACAAGAAAGCUGCACAGUAUCAAAUGCAAGCCUCCCCUAUCCAGCCCCAUUCUAGAACUGCAUUCAGAGGACACACUUCAGAUGGAUGGACACAUACUGGAUUCAAAGAGAUACGCUGUUAUUGGAGCCGAUCUCCGAGACCUGUCCGAACUGGAAGAGAAACUAAAGAAAUGUAACAUGAAUACACAAUUGCCAACACUCCUGAUAGCUGAAUGUGUGCUGGUUUACAUGACUCCAGAGCAGUCCGCAAACCUCCUGAAGUGGGCAGCCAACAGUUUUGAGGCAGCCAUGUUCAUAAACUACGAACAGGUGAACAUGGGUGAUCGGUUUGGGCAGAUCAUGAUUGAAAACCUACGGAGACGCCAGUGUGACCUGGCGGGAGUGGAGACUUGCAAGUCAUUAGAGUCACAGAAAGAACGGCUCCUGUCGAAUGGGUGGGAAACAGCAUCGGCCGUCGACAUGAUGGAGUUGUACAACAGGUUACCUCGAGCUGAAGUGAGCAGGAUAGAAUCACUUGAAUUCCUGGAUGAAAUGGAGCUACUGGAGCAGCUCAUGCGGCAUUACUGCCUUUGCUGGGCAACCAAAGGAGGAAAUGAGCUCGGGCUGAAGGAGAUAACUUAUUAAUCUGUUGAAGGCUUAUGCCGAGCCAGAAGCGGAAGCCACUCGCCCUCCUGGAGGAUACCUGCGAGCUCCCUGAGCAGUGGGCGGGCCUCAUCUGCAGGUCUCAUCCCACACGCUGAGAAGCCUCGAUCACUACAGUGGUCGCCCAUGUUCCUCUUCCUGUUCCUGUUGACAUGUCGGUGUUUAAAUAAAUCUCACUUGCCACCAGUU
This is a messenger RNA of Chlorocebus sabaeus (green monkey), 1379 nucleotides long. It is a transcript of the gene LCMT1, whose product is annotated as leucine carboxyl methyltransferase 1. Gene Ontology annotation, cellular component: cytosol. Gene Ontology annotation, biological process: C-terminal protein methylation. Lineage: Eukaryota; Metazoa; Chordata; Mammalia; Primates; Cercopithecidae. Gene Ontology annotation, molecular function: protein C-terminal leucine carboxyl O-methyltransferase activity. The record is from RefSeq and is a predicted model, not a curated record.